ACCUAUUCGACUUCGUUGUGAACCAAUCAUGUCAUGCACAUAUUGAGUCAUCGCUUUUAAUAAUAAAUUAUUUUUCAUUAAAUAUUAAUUUCCAUACAAUUUGCGACCUAACCGUUCAAUGAAAUUGUGUAUCUAGAAUAACAAAUUGCAUGCUCUUAGUUUUGGAAUUUAAUACAGACACAUGACAUAAAUUGAAGAUAAUUAGAUGAACAAUUUGCAACAAAUAUUACUUAUGGUGUAAACAAUGAAAUUUCGUCACAGUGAAUCACCUGACAGCAUGGAACUUUUGAUAUAACAUAUAUUUUAGAACUUUAGACUACAUGUAAUGACACAUUAAUAUACAAACAGGAUAUAACACAAGACAGUUUUUAGACCUUUUAAUCCUUUUGAACAUCCUUAUUAAAAUGAGUUUUGCUCAGAAAGCAAUGGAUAUCUCUAACAAUAAUUAUAUCAGGAGCUCGUUAUUGAAGUUUAAAUUGGCUUUUCUUGGUGAAGCUGCGGUUGGUAAAACUUCUUUGAUAACAAGAUUUAUGUAUGACAGCUUUGACAAUACCUAUCAAGCUACAAUAGGUAUUGAUUUCUUGUCCAAAACUAUGUAUCUAGAAGAUAGAACAAUAAGAUUACAAUUGUGGGAUACAGCUGGUCAAGAGAGGUUCCGAAGUUUAAUUCCUAGCUACAUAAGAGAUUCUUCUGUGGCUGUAGUAGUGUAUGAUAUAACAAAUGCUAAUUCUUUUCAACAAACAUCUAAAUGGAUAGAUGAUGUACGAACAGAACGAGGUAGUGAUGUCAUAAUUAUGUUAGUAGGAAAUAAAACAGAUUUAUCUGAUAAAAGACAAGUAACAUCAGAAGAGGGUGAAAGGAAAGCUAAAGAAUUAAAUGUAAUGUUUAUAGAAACUAGUGCAAAAGCUGGUUAUAAUGUGAAACAAUUAUUUAGACGAGUGGCUGCUGCAUUACCUGGAAUGGAACAAACAGAUAAACCUAGAGGAGAGAUGACGGAGGUUAAAUUAAAAGACACACCAUCGGAGCCAGAAGCAAAAGAAGGAGGCUGUGCAUGUUAAUACAAACUCCGUCUCUUUUUAUUUUUGUGUUGUCUACUGCAUUUUGCAUGAUCGAUGUGCAUUAUUUUACCACCAAAACCUGGGAUUUUAUACCUACAAUUUCCUGCAUGUGACAUUGAAAAUGCCAGAAGGGAAAUUUUAGGAUGUAUCAAUUAUCGACACAAGACAACUACAUGUGUUUUUGUUGCUGGUUGCAUUGUGAACAUGUAUUACUUUUAUUUAUUUGCCAUACUUACUGUUUUUAUUCUGUAAAUGGUGUAUUUAAUAUGUAAAAUCAAAAAUGUUUACAAUUUCAAAUGAAGAACUGUAUGGAAUGGAGAAAUUUUUAUGUGUGUUGUCAUUUACAUUCAGUACAAGUACUUUAUAUGUUACAUUAUAUUUGAAAUACAUCCUUAUUACAGGCGACAUUUUUAUCGGAAACAAAAUAUUAUCUGUUUGGGAUGUUUGGUCCAAAUAUCUGAAACAAAUAAAAAGAUAAAUUUAAAAUGAAAAAGAGAAAAAAAGGGCAAGAAAAACAAAUUUUAGCAAAUUCUUUUUUUUUUUUUUUUGUAAAAUAGCUCUUUUCUUGUGGUCUUUUUCUAAGAUACAUAUUUUGAUUUUGUUAGGUCUUUUAUAAUUUUACAAGCACAUGAUCCUCUUCAGCUAUUAACUAUAAGCCAUUAAAUCACUUUCAUGAACAAAAAAAUGUGUGAAUAUUUAAGAUAAUAAACAUUAGAUAAAAGAACAAUGUAAAAUAUGCAAAUUAUUUUCUAAAUGAAUGUAAACAAUUUUUUGUUCAAAACAAAAUAUUUAAUUAUUUUUUUGUUUUGCUUUGUAUAUGGUGAACUAUGUGUUAAUUUUCAAUUUGUGACUGUGGAAUUAAUGUUAUACACUGAUACACAUAUAAGUGCAACUUUAAUUGAAUUGUAUAUUAUGUUAAUCAGUUUCUGGAUGCUUAAUAUUUUGUAUGAAUAUGUUUUCGUGAUAAGUGUUGACAUUCAUUUUUCAAAAGAAAAAGAAAAGAAUGGCCAAAUUAAAUGACUUUCUACAUUCUCCUUCUUGCCCACCCAUGCAGUUAACUCUAUAUUAGUUUUUUAUUAAUCAUAAUUAAUGACAUGUAAUUAAAAAUCCUUUGUUAUUAUACCAGGGGAGAAAAGCCCAUCCUCCAGAAACUGAUUAAAUAGUUUAAUGGCCUGGUUUUAUGAAACUCCCUUAAUUUUAAAGUGAAUCUUAUUUUUGAAAUAACUUUUGAAGCUAUAUAGAUAAGAGUUGUGGUUGCUUGAUCAUAUCAACUAGCAUUUAGGUCCUGUUUCUAUAUUUUAGUUUCAACUAUUUCAUGAUCUACAUGAAAAUUAAGUUAACAACCUUAAUUAAUCCCUUUUUCCAUGCUUUGGACUAAUUUCAUAUUUGUUUUUAUAUGAAGAAUAUCCAUUCUGUUGAAGAAGGUGUCAAUUGGUUUGUUGUGUUGCUUGGUUGCUUUUUCAUUUACAUAAACCCUAUAUUUUCAUUUAUUCAUCUGAUAAAGUAACCAUAUUAUUGUUAUUCAAGAAAAUAAAAUAUUUAAGAAAAAUGAAAUUUAAUUACAUAUUUUUUUUUUGUGUUUUUGCAGUUCUUUCAUGGAUUUUCUGAGAAAAAAAUUAGGUGAGAAAAACAUCUUCAUUACUAAUAAGUAUUUGGUAUUCAAAUUAGUAAAAAUAAUUUGUACACCCUAGAAUUCAAAAUGAGUCUGAAUAAAAUGGUCUGAAGAGCUUUAGAUUGUCUUUGGUUGGUCUGAUCUAAUUAAAAGGUCAAAUUUAUGAAUGAAAGAAACAAUACUGAAUAGAUGAUUUUUUUAAUUGUAGAAUUAGGAAAAUUUUUUAAUAAGUCUAUGAGAUUAUAUUUCUGUGAUUUACAUGAAGGUUCAUAGAAAGACUACAUUUGUCUUCUUUAGUAAAUCCAUACUGACCAACAUCUUGGUCAUUUUGGCAUGCUUUUCAGACUUAAGCUGUUUUAAGUUUGCCUGGAAACCAUUAUGCAUAAAAAAUAAUUGUCUCAAGUCAUGUUAACUCAAGAGUUAUUCUGAGAUAAAUUUCACUGAGCUCUUAAAUUAUAUUCAACAAAAACUUGUUCAAUUUGUGUCCCCAAGGUUAACAAACAUAAUUAAAUAUGUAUUCAAUUUUUUUUAAAGCAAAUACAAGCUGUUAGAACAUGCUAUUCAUGUGUUAGUAUUUCAAUAUAGAUUCACCAUUUGAUAGCUUUUUUUUUGUGGGGAGGGGGGAGGGGUUCUUAAGCCACAUUAGGUCCACAAUAGAUAUGUAUCAUAGUUAAUAUCAGUGUCAUAUUGCUACAAUGUUUUAUAGUUUAUGAAAUACUAUUCUAUAACAUUAAGAUCAUCAUGACCUUCAAAAAGUACCAUUGUAUGCUUGGCAGGCUAAGAUUUUGCAUUUAAGCCAAAGUAGUAGCAUUUACUAGUAAUUUUAUUUAAUGAGGUCAUCCAUGUCUGAAAGACACAUCAUCUGCUUUCAAAAAUCAUAAUGCAUUAAUGUUCAUGAUAACUCCUACCAUUUAACAAGCCCUUUAUUUUUUUCUUGUUGAAUUAUUUGGCAAUUUCACUUUUUUGCAUUCGCAACCACAAAAAAAAAGGGGGAUUUGCUUGUUAGAUAUUGUUACCAUAUAUAUUAUUUGGAAUAAAAAUGUUUUUACCAAUGCUAUUUGAAUGAACAUAUAGGAAAAUAUUGUUAGUUAUUAUACACUACAAUCAAAGAUCUGUGCUAGGAAUUUAUCAUUGUAAGGAUAUAUACUAUAUUUUUUUUUAUUGAGCGAGGUUUAAUUUGUUUAUGGCACAGAUAGGGGAAGCAACUCUGAUUUAAUUCAGUUUUACAAGCAGAGGUGGGAAUAUUUAUACAAUUUGGUUUAAAAUAUGAUAUAUUUAUGAAAUAUUAGAAAAGUUUUAUAUAAAAAAUUAAAUAAAACAAAUUGAAGUUGAA
Molecule: messenger RNA, 4003 nt
Organism: Mytilus californianus (California mussel)
Lineage: Eukaryota; Metazoa; Mollusca; Bivalvia; Mytilida; Mytilidae
Product: ras-related protein Rab6
Exons: 8
Coding region: 405-1058 (217 amino acids)
Molecular function (GO): GTPase activity; GTP binding
Source: RefSeq, a predicted model, not a curated record